CAUUUUAAAAAUAUUAAGUCUUUUAUUUUGGUCCCUAUCAGGAAAUGCCUACAGAGAAUGCCUGGGCAAUGGGACAUGGGCUUCCAAGAUAAACUACUCUCAGUGCGAACCUAUUCUGGAUGACAAGAGGAAGUAUGCGCUCCAUUACAAGAUUGCUCUCAUCAUAAACUACCUGGGGCACUGUAUAUCAGUAGGGGCCCUUAUAGUUGCCUUUAUGCUUUUCUUGUGCUUGAGGCCCUGGUGUCGUUGUAUUACCACUGUCUACAAUUAUUUUGUGGUGACCAAUUUCUUCUGGAUGUUUGUGGAGGGCUGCUACUUACACACUGCCAUAGUAAUGACUUACUCCACAGAUAAGCUGCGGAAAUGGGUCUUUCUCUUCAUAGGAUGGUGUAUUCCUUGCCCAAUCAUCAUUGCCUGGGCCAUUGGCAAACUAUAUUAUGAAAAUGAACAAUGCUGGUUUGGAAAAGAACCAGGAAAGUAUAUCGACUACAUAUAUCAAGGGCCAGUGAUUCUUGUUCUUCUGAUAAAUUUUGUAUUUCUAUUUAACAUAGUUAGGAUUUUAAUGACAAAACUGAGAGCUUCAACCACUUCAGAAACAAUCCAAUACAGGAAGGCAGUCAAGGCAACAUUAGUCCUUCUGCCUCUGCUAGGCAUUACCUACAUGCUCUUCUUCGUCAACCCUGGUGAAGAUGACAUUUCACAGAUUGUCUUCAUCUAUUUCAAUUCCUUCCUGCAAUCUUUUCAGGGUUUCUUUGUGUCAGUAUUUUACUGCUUCUUGAAUGGUGAGGUUCGUUCUGCUGCCAGGAAAAGAUGGCACCGUUGGCAAGACCACCACUCCCUCCGGGUCCGUGUGGCACGUGCCAUGUCUAUCCCCACAUCCCCAACACGAAUCAGCUUCCAUAGCAUCAAACAGACAGCAGCCGUGUGAUAUGCCCCACACAUACAUGCACCACCCGGUGGCCUUCAGGGUUCUCCUUUCUUCACUCUCCUCAAACCCUUUUCUUCGUAUUUUCUUCUGCACUGUGCUCUUCCGCAAUGAGAUGCCCGUCAUAUUUUGUGGACUCUCAUUCCUCAUACUCAUGAUGCUGCUUUAAGGCAACCAGACAAAAGCAUACUGGAAUGGAUGGUGGGGCAGCAGAUUCAAAGAAGAAAGAGAUUCAGCACUGAUUGUAUCUUGUGAAAGUUCACAGUACAAAAUCUGAAACAGCACAGUGCCAGGAACAAUCGAUUUUUUCUCUUUUUUUGUUCUUUUUCCUUCAUGUAUUGUGGUGAACAAAGACUAUUUUUAUCAUACUGCCCAUCUCAUCCUGUACAUUGGCUCCCAGUGAUUUCAACAGUUAGGUUUGUAAAUAGUCUAUCUUCUUGAUUCUUUGUAAAAGUUCCUUCUUUGCAGAACUGGCCUUUGAGAACAUGUGACAGCA
This is a messenger RNA of Tinamus guttatus (white-throated tinamou), 1421 nucleotides long. The record is from RefSeq and is a predicted model, not a curated record. NCBI's taxonomy places the organism in Eukaryota, Metazoa, Chordata, Aves, Tinamiformes, Tinamidae.